GUAUCGUACAGUUAUUGUACACAAACUGCACCUGCCCAGUCUAGAGACGACCGCUAUCUUCUGAAGACGUCGAUGUUUUGGAUUGGCACGAUUGGUCGACAACGAGUCUACAACGUACAUAACAUCUUGAAAUUCUAAUUGUUGUAUUCGUUGUCCCUGUUACUGUUUCUGUUAGGAAAGUUCGAGGCUAAUUAGACUUGAACUUGGUUUGGACUUGGAAGCCUAAUCUGCUAAUUGGAAUUAGUUUUGAUCGAUCCUGCAGCUGACCUACCGUGUUCCGGAUACCACCAUGCGGCUAGUCAUUCUAGAUGAUUACUCCAAAGCAAGUGAAUGGGCUGCCAAAUAUGUCAGGAACAGGAUCUUGGAAUUUAGUCCUACCAAAGACAAGUACUUUGUACUUGGUCUUCCAACAGGUAGCACACCCAUUGGGAUGUACAAGAAGCUGAUUGAGUUUCAUAAGGCUGGUGUUCUCUCCUUCAAAUAUGUCAAGACUUUCAACAUGGAUGAGUAUGUUGGUUUGGAGAGAGACCAUCCAGAGAGCUACCAUUCCUUCAUGUGGGAAAAAUUCUUCAAGCACAUCGACAUCGUACCGGAGAAUGUCCACAUUCCUGACGGCAAUGCAGAGGACCUCGACGAAGAGUGCCGCAAAUACGAGCAAGAGAUCAAGAAGGCUGGAGGCAUUGAACUCUUCAUUGGAGGCAUCGGACCUGAUGGCCACAUAGCCUUCAACGAGCCAGGCUCUAGUUUGGUGUCAAGAACCAGAGUGAAAACACUAGCCCAUGACACCAUCAUUGCCAAUGCUCGUUUCUUUGACAAUGACAUUAGCAAAGUACCCACCAUGGCAUUAACAGUUGGUGUAGGAACAGUUAUGGAAGCUAAUGAGGUAAUGAUCAUCAUCACCGGAGCUCACAAGUCUUACGCUCUCUACAAGGCCAUAGAGGAAGGCGUCAGUCACAUGUGGACGGUCUCUGCCUUCCAGCAGCACCCACGCACCAUCUUUGUUGUCGACGAGGACGCGACCCUUGAACUCCGCGUCAAGACGGUCAAAUACUUCAAGAGCUUGAUGUAUGUUCAUGACAAACUUGUAGAGGAUUCCAAAGAGCUUCCAGAGGUUAAGCGACAGAAGAAAAAGUAGCUUUUAUGACUCUGAAUUUUUCUAUAUACCGGUAUUUGUUUGAAGAAAAGUACAUAUUUUUGUUUUAAAAAAAGUAUAUAUUUUUCUUGCAUAUUUAGGGGACUCUAAAAUUUGUUUGUAUAUGGCCAUGUCCCUUUAUACAUGUACCUAUUAAAAUUUGUUAUUUAGUCUGUAUGUCAACUUUGUUUCAUGUUGUAUCUUUGUUAAAUCUUACUUACUUAUGAUGUUAACCCAACUCCAUGAUCAUUUAUAUCAAUGUUUAAAUUUACUUAUUUAGCCUCUGCGUCAAGUCAGUGCCAUGAAUGUAUAUGUGUGUGCUUACUUCUAAAGCAAAAAUGGCACCGCAUCACACUAUAAUUGACCACUAAAAUUGGCAAUAUGUAUCUUAUCGCCAACUUAAAAGUGACUCUCUGAGUCAUUGAUCAUGUAGAGAGUACCGGUAUGAACCUUGUAUAUUAUGGGGUUGAUGAUGAUUGCUAAUACUUAUUUGCAUAUAUUGGACUUCAUACAUGCGUUUGUAUUUCAUGGUGGUUCUGGCAUACCUGUUGUCCUAAUCAUUCCAUGAAGUUCAUAGCUAUUAUCCAUUUUCUGUUUAAAUAGUCUUGGCUGACAUCUUCCACUUGUUUUGUUUUCAUUGUCAAGUGAUCAUGUCCGACUCUUUGCUUUUCAUCAUUGUAACUAUAAGCCAUGGUUACUUGGGGAUCCUUGCAUGAAAUUUGCAUUGAGAAUCGAAUUCACA
Molecule: messenger RNA, 1874 nt
Organism: Strongylocentrotus purpuratus (purple sea urchin)
Lineage: Eukaryota; Metazoa; Echinodermata; Echinoidea; Camarodonta; Strongylocentrotidae
Product: glucosamine-6-phosphate isomerase 2
Exons: 6
Coding region: 290-1135 (281 amino acids)
Biological process (GO): N-acetylneuraminate catabolic process; carbohydrate metabolic process; D-glucosamine catabolic process
Cellular component (GO): cytoplasm
Molecular function (GO): identical protein binding; glucosamine-6-phosphate deaminase activity
Source: RefSeq, a predicted model, not a curated record